This is a messenger RNA of Phytophthora sojae, 327 nucleotides long. RefSeq lists its product as hypothetical. The coding region runs from base 1 to 327 and encodes 108 amino acids. The transcript is spliced from 3 exons. The record is from RefSeq and is a predicted model, not a curated record. NCBI's taxonomy places the organism in Eukaryota, Oomycota, Peronosporomycetes, Peronosporales, Peronosporaceae.
AUGGCGGACGACGGACACCGGAGCACGGGCGCGGGGAACGUGCUCGCACCGACAGAGGCAGAUGCCGGGACGACGUACGCGGAGGACCUUGAACGAUGGGCGCUCUACGACUGCAGCGGCCUGCGAGCGCCGCUGGCCGACGAAGACAUGCAGAGCUUGUUCCACCGAUGUCGCGUGGCGCGCAGCAAGCCGGUCACGGCGACGCGCACCGGGCCCGCCGUGUUCAUCCGAGCACUGGAGCGUCGUGAGGAGCAGUAUCGAACGCGCUCCAGUGUCGCGGGUACAAUCGCCCGCGACCUGACGAAGCUGCGUGGGGGCGUCUUCUAG